AUGCUGAGGGACUUGGACAUAGAUUCCUUGACCAACCAUCUGGCAUCCGUAUCAUGGGACAAUAAGCAGCGCCACGGCAACCUCCAGGAUCUGCUUAAUCGCUUCAAGGACCUGUUGGAUAACUACAAUUCUCUGAAGAGUGACUACGAGGAGGUGAAAGAAGGACGAGAGAAAUACAAGAAGCAGGCGCAGGGCCAGGAGAGAAAUCCUUUUGUUCUGGUUCUGGUCGAUGGUGAUGGUUACCUUUUUAAGGAGCACUACUUCAAAUCUGGCAGCGAAGGCGGAACCAACGCAGCGCGUGAACUAACUGACUCGGUCCGAGAGCUGAUGCAUUCGACCUUGGGAGCUCAGGCUGACCAGUGCCGCAUCAUGGUACGCGUAUACGCAAACGUGCUCGGGUUGUCGAAGACCCUAGCUCGAGCUGGGCUCGUUGGCUAUGAGGCUCGCUCGCUGUCGCCAUUCACUUCUGCCUUCACGCGCGCUCAGGACCUGUUUGAUUUCGUUGAUGCUGCGGAAGAGAAGGAAAGAUGUGACUUCAAAAUAAGGGAGAUGUUCCGACUGUUUAUCGACCUCAAUCAGUGCCGCCACAUCUACUUUGCAGCCUGCCAUGACUCUGGAUACAGCUCCUUAUUGACUCCGUAUAAGGGCAGAACUGGCCGUAUCACCCUCCUCAAGGCUGCCUCGUUUCAUCGGGACUUCGAAUCUUUGGGUAUCCCCAUCAAAGAACUACCCUCCGUGUUCAUGUCCACACCUCUAAUCAGCAACAAGCCUACUGGUGCUGUCAAUAGUAAAUCAACACCCCAAGUCUCAACCUCGACUGCUCCUGUUCGUUCGUCGCUGGCGCCUGCGGCGAGUUCUGCUCUGAUCUUUGGUCGGCCGCAGCGGAACGCUGGCUAG
Molecule: messenger RNA, 897 nt
Organism: Penicillium cinerascens
Lineage: Eukaryota; Fungi; Ascomycota; Eurotiomycetes; Eurotiales; Aspergillaceae
Exons: 4
Coding region: 1-897 (298 amino acids)
Source: RefSeq, a predicted model, not a curated record